Messenger RNA from Nomascus leucogenys (northern white-cheeked gibbon), 2798 nucleotides. It is a transcript of the gene ST3GAL6, whose product is annotated as ST3 beta-galactoside alpha-2,3-sialyltransferase 6. The coding region runs from base 580 to 1317 and encodes 245 amino acids. Gene Ontology annotation, biological process: glycolipid biosynthetic process. The transcript is spliced from 11 exons. The record is from RefSeq and is a predicted model, not a curated record. Gene Ontology annotation, molecular function: beta-galactoside alpha-2,3-sialyltransferase activity. Lineage: Eukaryota; Metazoa; Chordata; Mammalia; Primates; Hylobatidae.
UUACUUCUGCCGCCUGCCAGCCGGGCGGGGAAGGGGAGUACCCGGCCACCCCUCACUUUAGCUCCUGCAGUUUUCCAAACAAACCAGGGCGGGAUGGGAGUGUCUUCUUGGCUGUGGAGAUCGAUCCUCCUACCUUGUCCUGAAGCCACCCGCCGCCUUUCCUCGUCCCUCCCUUCGCGGUGAUUUUCCGGUCCCGGCGCCCGGCGAGGGCGCGCGGCUGGUGUCCGCCCAGCCGGAAAGGUGAGCCAGCCAUGAGAGGGUAUCUUGUGGCCAUAUUCCUGAGUGCUGUCUUCCUCUAUUACGUACUGCAUUGCAUAUUAUGGGGAACGAAUGUCUAUUGGGUGGCACCUGUGGAAAUGAAACGGAGAAAUAAGAUCCAGCCUUGUUUAUCAAAGCCAGCUUUUGCCUCUCUGCUGAGUCAGAGCUCUGCAUAUAUUUUAAGAAAAGGCAUUGAGGAACUCAAUCAAACCAGUAUUCUUUUCACACAGGUUUCAUCAGUUUCACCCUUUUCUGUGUGCAGCUGAUUUUAGAAAGAUUGCUUCCUUGUAUGGUAGCGAUAAGUUUGAUUUGCCCUAUGGGAUGAGAACGUCAGCGGAAUAUUUUCGACUUGCUCUUUCAAAACUGCAGAGUUGUGAUCUCUUUGAUGAGUUUGACAACAUACCCUGUAAAAAGUGUGUGGUGGUUGGUAAUGGAGGAGUUUUGAAGAAUAAGACAUUAGGAGAAAAAAUCGACUCCUAUGAUGUAAUAAUAAGAAUGAAUAAUGGUCCUGUUUUAGGACAUGAAGAAGAAGUUGGGAGAAGGACAACUUUCCGACUUUUUUAUCCAGAAUCUGUUUUUUCAGAUCCUAUUCACAAUGACCCUAAUACGACAGUGAUUCUCACUGCUUUUAAGCCACAUGAUUUAAGGUGGCUGUUGGAAUUGUUGAUGGGUGACAAAAUAAACACUAAUGGUUUUUGGAAGAAACCAGCCUUAAACCUGAUUUAUAAACCUUAUCAAAUCCGAAUAUUAGAUCCUUUCAUUAUCAGAACAGCAGCUUAUGAACUGCUUCAUUUUCCAAAAGUGUUUCCCAAAAAUCAGAAACCUAAACACCCAACAACAGGAAUUAUUGCCAUCACAUUGGCGUUUUACGUAUGUCACGAAGUUCACCUAGCUGGUUUUAAAUACAACUUUUCUGACCUCAAGAGUCCUUUGCACUACUAUGGGAAUGCCACCAUGUCUUUGAUGAAUAAGAACGCGUAUCACAAUGUGACUGCAGAGCAGCUCUUUUUGAAGGACAUUAUAGAAAAAAACCUCGUAAUCAAUUUGACUCAAGAUUGACUCUACAGACUCAGAAGAUGAUGCUAACAGUGUUAGUUUUAUUUUUGUACUGCAAUUUUUAGUUUAAAAUAUGUUGGAUGCACUCGUCAAAUAAUUAUGUAUAUUGUCUGUUGCUGCCUGGUGAUUCAUAACCACCAGCUUAAUUUCUGUGAAUACUGUAUAUUUAACUUAUGAAAACCAAGAAAUGUUAAGAUAUCAGGAAAAUAAGUUUUGAUUGCAUUGUUUUUAAAAUAAGCUAGUUUUCUGAGGUGUUUUCACAUGUCUUUUUAUAGUUACUUCAUCUUAGAUUUUUGAAGGGAUAUGACUUCCUACUAAGGAUUUAGUUUACCACAACAAUUCUGACUAUAAGAAGACAUUUUGAGAAGUAUAUUUGGCCACGGUAAACAUGGCUGGUGGAAAAUCACAUGAUUGUGGCUUGAUGUGGCAAGCCGAAACCACUUGGCUCUGGAAAUCUAAGUAAGUUCAUACUGGUUUAAUUAAGCUCUCCCCUGACAACCCCCAGAAUUAAAUGAACCAUGAUUGUGAAGAGUAAUUUGGUACAAUGAAGGCAGGGUUUUUAAGUUAAAGGAAAUGGGCUAAACAUAAAGUUCUUAUUAGAUAAGUAAAUAACUAAAGAAUACAAUUAUACUAAACUCUGAUGGCUUUGUAUUAUUUUAAAGAAAUGAGGUUUAACUUUAUACAAUGAAGCUAAGCCAGGCAAGCUCAAGAAGGAAAAAAAAAAAUCUUGAACAUUAUUUUUUUUUUGCCUGACUUAUUCAUUAAAUUUUGAAGGUUUUCCACUUGCAGUAAAUUAGGAAAGGUAAAGAAGACAACAGAACAAGUAAAUACUUAAGUCAGGCUGAGGCCGGGCAUGGUGACUCACACCUGUAAUCCUAACACUUUGGGAGGCCGAGGGAGGCAGUUGGAUUGCCUGAACUCAGGAGUUCAAGACCAGCCUGGCCAACAUGGUGAAACCUCAUCUCUACUAAAAUACAAAAUAAUUAGCUGGGUGUGGUGGUAUGCGCUGUAAUCCCAGCUACUAGGGAGGCUGAGGCAUGAGAAUUGCUUGAGCCCGGGAGGCAGAGGUUGCAGUGAGCUGAGAUCGCACCACUGCACUCCAGCCUGGGUGACAGAGCGAGGCUGUCUUCUAAAAGAUAUAAAAAGUGAAGUUGGCAUUUUUGGAUUUAAAUGGUACAAAAAGAAAAUCUCAUUUUCCCAUGAUUAAAACUAAUCUUAAGAUGGAAAGCUUGCCUGGCUACCUAGGGUGCACCAGAGAAUCUGAUCCAAUGCAAGCCAGUCAAUCCUACAAAUGUGGUGAGCUAGUCUCCCUUCCUAUAUUUUCAUGAAUGUAACCAAAGGCCUUCUGGAGGUAGGGGAAUGAGAGGUGAAGGAACAGGACAAUAGAAGUUAUAAGGAUGGGUAAAAGUUGUCAGAAGAGGUAUGAGCUGAAGAACGAAUUACUCUCUUUUGAACAAUAAAUACAAUUGGGAAACACUGGAAAA